GGUUCACCUGAUAGCAGAGAGCUGGAGAGAUGCAGGCAUGGUGGGGCAGCUUUUAUACCCAUUCCAAUAUUCCAUCUGCGACACUCGCAUUCAAGCUGUACAAUUGUCUGUGCUUAUGAAAAAGCCUGCUGUUUUUUGGGGAGAAGCUUAAUUAUAGCGGCUAAUCAUGCUUGAGGCACACCAUUAUAUCAGUGUGCCAUGCGAGGUGAGGUGAGGCUGGGGUGGCUUUGACUCUGGGCCUGGCUGCUUCCUGGUACAGGUCUGAGAUGGGUGGCCAGACAGGCCACUAGACCACAAAUAACAUUAACCCACAGGACUGAUUACAAGCCCAGGUUCAAAACCAGAGCGGGACGUUUUUUUCACAUCGUUGUUUCCCAGGGUGUAGACAAUCUGAAGGAGUUAACUGGAAAGACACUGGUCAGAGAACUCUUUCUCUACCCCACCUGAAAUUUGAAUAUACACUGAGUAUACAAAAUAUGCUGCUCGUUCCAUGAGACUGACCAGGUGAAUUCCAGGUGAAAGUUAUGAUCCCUUAUUGAUAUCACUUGUUAAAUCCACUUCAAUCAGUGUAGAUGAAGGGGAGUAGACAGGUUAAAUAAGGACUUUAAGCCUUGAGACAAUUGAGAGAUGGAUUGCGUAUGUGUGCCAUUCAGAGGGUGAAUGGGCAAGACAAAAGAUUUAAGUACCUUUGAACUGGGUAUGGUAGUAGGUGCCAGGCACAACGGUUUGAGUGUGUCAAGAACUGCAACACUGCUGGGUUUUUCACACUCAACAGUUUCCCAUAUGUUUCAAGAAUGGUCCACCUCCCAAAGGAAAUCCAGCCAACUUGACACAACUGUGGGAAGCAUUGGAGUCAACAUGGGCCAGCAUCCAUGUGGAACGCUUUCGACACCUUGUAGAGUCCAUGCCCUGACAAAUUGAGGCUGUUCUGAAGGCAAAAGGGGUGCAACUCAAUAUUAAGGUGUUCCUAAUGUUUUAUACACUGUGUAUAUCUUGAAGUCUUUAGUUGUUUUUUGCAGAUGGUUACUAGUAGUUCUAAUGGAGGUGCAGACUCAAUGUCCAAAGCUUAGCGUUACCCUCAGCUACCAUAAGAUCUGAUGCCAUUCUCCCUACUCUGUCACUAUGAUGAAUGAAGAUGUCUCUGAAGCACUGGCUAUGUGAGCUCAUUACACAAGGGAGGUAGGGGAACAUAUGGAGAAGGAGGGUGUGGGUGUGUUUGUGUUUGUGUGUUUAACAAAGAAACAAAGUAAGAUGUUUUGUAUGUACAGUCAAUACGUGUCCCACAGCAUAAUUCCAUGUCACUAUUAGUAGAAGUCCCUCUUCACAGGGUAAGGCUUACCCCUGGCAGCUGAGUCUCUCUCUCUGAGGAAAUGUUAUCAAAUCUGACUCACUGAGAUAUGAUACUGUUGGCUAUAUUAUGGUUCCUCUCUUAUAGAUCAUAGCAUGUAAAGAACCAGUCUGUGAGGAAAUGUAAAGAGAAACUUAUUACAGUAACUCACACAGACACCAAUUUCAGAAGUGUGUUGUUUCAGAGCUCCAGGGCAGUGGAGGGAACUGAAAGUGUGUGUUGGUGUCAGUGUGUGCCUGUUCCCCUUCCCAGGCAUACACACACACACACACACACACACACACACACACACACACACACACACACACACACACACACACACACACACACACACACACACACACACAGUGGAAACACUGUUAGUAGCUACACCAGUGAGAGCUGGGCCAUGGCUCACUUCCCUCUGUUUCUCUCAGUACGGAUGCAUGUGGAAACCUGUGGAAACACACAGAGAGGUGACAUGAGCAGGCUCUCAUUAUUCAUUGUAUGUUUCUCUCUCGCUCUCUCUAUCAUAUUAGUGCUGGUUUCCAGCAGCAGCCCCAUAUGUAUAGGCAGAUGGGCAACUGGACAGGUUCUGUGUUGUGAAGAUGUGGGCCUGGAACGGAGCCAGUGUGUUCCUUCCCCAAACUUUUGUUGUCUCAGUCUUUUUCAUUUUCCCCAUAGGCUAGUUCUGUGUUUAAUGUACAUGUCCCUUGUUGUUUCUUCCAUGUGGUUUCUUUGUCUUUCAGCCUCUUAUCUUUGUUUCUUCCCUUGCUCUCCUUCUAUUUUCUUUCCCAUUCUCUCUCGACUUCCUGCUAUCUCCCCCCCUCACGCACACCCUCACUCAAUCUCUCUCUCCCUCGCUCUCACUCCCUAUCUCCUUCUCCCCUCUCUCUCUCUCUCCCUCUCAUUCUCACAGCAAUCCCAACUGCUGAUGAUUGAUCAAGGUUUUCAAGGUUUGCCCUUUCCUGUUAUUUAGGAGAGAAUAUUAUGCUCUAUACAAUCAGGAUUGGCAUGUGUUCAUAUAGACUGUGUGUGUGUAACAAAGACACACAGUAAGAUACAGUAUUUUGCAUGUACAAUACUUGUCCCACAGCAUAAUUCAUGUCACUAUUAGUAGAUGUCCCUCCUCACAGGGUAAAGCUGACCCCUGGCAGCUGAGUCUCUCUCUGAGGAAAUGUUAUCAAAUCUGACUAUCACUGAUCUAUCACUAGUGUGUGUUGUGACAGUAGCACUCUGUCAGGGAUAUUGAUCUGUUGUUUCUGAGUUAAAGAGAAGCAUGGUCAUAAUAGCGUACCUGUCUCAUUACUAAGAUCAUCCAGAGUCGGACUACCUAAGCACACACCCAGUGCUCAGCCCGCAGGUACUUUGCCGCACUGUUUCUGAACACAGCCUGAAAUAAAUCUGGAAGUUCAAUAGUUAAUGUCUUCCCGUGCUGUUUUUCCUUCGGCUACGAAUAGACGCUCCGAGAGAAGAUAUAGAUAGAUGAGAGAAGGAUCUGACUCUAAUUCAGGAACAGAGAGAACGCUCUAUAUCAUUAUGACGCCCCUAUAGAUCUCUCUAUCUCUAUCAUCUAUCUAUCUCUAUCUAUCUCUCUCUCUCUCAAUCUCUCUCUCUAUCUCUCCUCUCCAUUCAUGCACUCACCUCUUCUCUCUCCUCUCUCUCUCUCCUCUCUCUCUCUCUCUCUCUCUCUCUAUCUCUUCUCUCUUCCCUCUUCUCUCUCUCUCAUUCUGCAACUUCCCCCCUUCUCUCUCUCUUGCUUGAUGGACUCUUUUAUUUUCACACUCCACCAUCCCCCUUUUUUUUUCUCUUUUUCUCUCUUCUUUCCUCUAGCCCUCCCUCCCCCUUCUCCUUCUUUCACUGCAUUUUCUUUCAGCCCUCGCUCUCUCUCUUCCCCACCCCAUCUCCAGCACUCCCCCUCCCUCCUCUAUUUUCUUUUCUCUUUCUUUCUUUCUUUCUCUUUCUUUUACCACAUCCUUUCUUAUGCUUUGCUCUCCCUCCCCCCGUCUCUCCUAUCCCUUCUUCCUCCUUUUCUGCUGCAUUCUGUUUUUCCCUCCUCCUCCCCCAUCUCUCUUUCCUCUCUCUCUUUUUCUUUCUGUCUCUCUCACCCCCCUUCCUCCCUCCUCUCUGCCUCAUUCCCCUUCCCUCUCCCUCUUUCUUUCUUAUUCUCUCUCCCCCACGUCUGUCUUACUCCCUCCCUCUCUUUCCUAACUGCUUUUCUCUCCUUUCUUUCUCCUUCUUUUGUCACUCAUUUUUCUACUGAAUGUCAGACAUGGUACACUUAAAACUGUUUUGCUUUUAAUACAUUUAAUUUAAGAAAUAAAGCCAACAAACGACAUGUUCUCUAGAAAGUAAAUAUUUUAGCAUAUCUCAGUCACUAUCUGUGUGACAGCCACUGACAGACACACCUACACCCAUACUACUGAUUAGAUGUUAUAAUUGUUUGUGUGUUGGAGUAUGUUUGCAAAAGGAAAUGCAAAGUAUGAGUGUGAUAAAGAGCAGAUAGGCUAGAACUUGGGUUUCUGUGUGCCUCAAAGAGAAAUGUGUGUUGAAGGGUCAUGCUGAAAUGUGUGUGGUGAGAAAGAGAGAUAAAAUGUGUGUGCUAUAUGUGUGUGUGUUUGUAGAUGUGUAUGUGAGAGAGAGAGGGGGGGGGGGAGAGACUAGAGAGAGAAUGAAAAAGGAGAGGGGGAGAGAGAGAGCGAGAAGUGAGAUGGGAGGAAGGAAGGGGGAGGGAGGGAAAUAAAGAAAUGGGGUGAUACUGUGUGUGUGUGUGUGUGUGUGUGUGUGUGUGUGUGUGUGUGGUGUGUGUGUGUGUGUGUGUGUGUGUGUGUGUGUGUGUGUGUGUGUGUGUGUGUGUGUGUGUGUGUGGGGGGGGGUGGGGAGGCGGGGCAGGCACAGUCAGUUCUGAUAACAGCAACAGUAGGAGGAGGAUGAGCCGUGGGACCGCCCCACUCUCCCACAGAUAUAAAUAGGAGCUGGAUUUUUUUUACUCCACUCAGUUCUCCUGAAGGAUGAGAUCCCUGAAACACCUCAAACAUCACACCAGGAACAAUGUGGUGAGUUAUUAGCCUAACCUCUGAGACUGUGAUUACAAUACUAGUUCAGAUAGUGAGGUUGUUGUAUGUUUUAAAGGUGGUUACUGUGUCUCUCGAAGUCAAAAGAGAUUACUUUUCUACAUUCAUAGAGUACUGCAGCAAGAACAUAUUUUACAGAUAAGACUAGACUGCUAACUAUUCUCUCUGUCUUUGUCACACAUUUGCUAGGCUAUUAUUAAUAAUUUGGUUGUCAUUGUUUGACAUUUUGUCUUAAACCUGCUUUAACAUACAACUUCAAAUGUAUAACUAUGGCUUCUUGCAUAUACUAUCUUGCCUUUCUGUUUCUAUGUUAUUUGUCUUUCAUUUUCCCUGCCUUUCAUUUUGUCGUGUUUUUCUCCUUCCUUCCACCCCUCUCUAACUCCCCUCCUUUCUCUCUUUCUCUCACUCACUCACUCUGUCUCUAUCUGUCUCUUUCACUCCCCCCACACCCCUCCCUCUCCUUUUCCUUUCUCUCCCUCUCCCCUUCUCUCUCACAUGCUCACUCAAUCUCUACCUUCCCCUCCCUCCUCUUCCCUCCCUCCCUUCUCUUUCUUUAUCUUUCAGGCCCUCCAUCUCAUUUCUCUCCCUCCCUCCACUCCUCCCCCGCCCACAUCUCCCUCUCUUUCUCUUCCUCCCUCUCCUUCUUUCUUUCUUUCUCUCUCACACACACACAGACAGACACACAGACAGACACACAUACACACACAGACACACACAGACACACACAGACACACACAGACACACACCCACACAGAGCCACACAGAGACACAGACACACAGACAGACACACACACUCACAGAGAGAGAGAGAGAGAUACACACCUCACUCACUCUCUGUGUUCCUCUCUCACAAACACAGUCUGUCCUUGUCUGACUACUUUAAAAGCAGUAAUUAUAAAUGACGUGGUUAUCAGGGCAUCCAGGUCUACCCAACCCUUCCCUCUUUCCCUUCUCUCUCUCCCCCUCCCUUUUCCCCUCUCUCCAUCCUCUCUGUCUCUUUCCUCAGUAUUGUAUUAUUAAAGGUAGCAGCUCAUGAUCUGUGGGAGUGUGUGUCCUAGACUAAGGUGUAGGCCUAUAAAGAGACUAAUGUCUUUCUCAUGCAUUUUCCCAUCAUUACACCAGAUUUGUAGGAAAGACCUGAAAGUAUCAGGGUACACUAGUGACCUCUCAUUUAUCAUGGAGCUGAGGCUUGGUCGUGCCAGCAUUUAGCUUACUUCUAGUUCCACUCUUUUUUGCCUUUUCAAACAUCUAGAGGGGAAACACAAUAAUUCGUAGUUUAUAAUGCUGCAUUUCAGUUUAUACCAUAACAUUAAUAUUAUGUAUAAGUCUUGAAUACAGAAAGAAUUGAGAGUUCUCCUCUCAAUCAUAUUUUUGUCAUGGUUAUAACUGAGUCUGUCAUAUAUCACCGUGUUACGGUGUUACGGAAGCCUAGUGGCAGGGCAGGUAAACUGUGAGAGGAGAGUAUGUGUUUGUUGUUAGCCUAUUGUUAGCAGUGCAAGGCAGACAGCUAGGCUUGCUCCUCGUGAAUGGGACUGAUAGAUAGCCCCAGCCUCCAGCCCAUUGAUGAUGAACCCAGCAUGGUCAGCUUGGCCAGGGCCACUCUGGACUACACAGGAAGCUCUGUGGACAGGCCACGGAAGUCCACUUCCUGGUUGGACCUGCAUCCCAUUUGUGUUCCUUAUUAUUUUAAAGGAUGUCAAGGAAGGAAGCGGGGCUCAGGCACAGAUCGGCCUUAUCUCCUCCAUCGAAUGUUCUCUGCUGGAUUCAGAGCAAAGAAGCCAGGCGUUGUCAGAAUGCGGCUGACUGUCUCUAGCUGGCUAACACUGUCUGGGAAACAUUCUUGUAACAGUGGAGUUGUAGGGAAGGAGAGUUGCAUAACAAACAAAUGUUAGACCACUUCAGGGAUCUUAAGGGCUAUCCUUAAUCCUUAUUCCCACCACACACACCUACCAUUGAUUUCUUAGGAAUCCAUAUCACUUAGAGAGAUCUGUUGGUCAGUCCUUGUAGUUAAGCAAUAUGUGUAAGCAACGUGUCUUAUGUUAUAAAGCAACCUCACAAUGCUGAAUACAUGUACUUGUGUGAUGUGGGCUGCUUCUGUGUGCUGACCUGAUCUGUGCUGUGUGUUUGUUCUCUGCCAGGAGGAGGAGAGUGGCCGUCUGGUGCGGUGCUACCCCAAGGUGAUGGAGGGCCAGGUGGAUGCAGGAACACAGACAGACCCUGUGGUGGUACUGUCUCUAGCCCAGGCUGCUGUCCUGGGCCUCAUCUCCCAGAAUGAGAUCUUUGGAGCCACCAUCGCCCCCAACGGCUUCUACAUGGGCGAGCCCAGGGAGUAUGUCAGGACCCCUCCCCCUCCAGAGGGCAUGGAGUAUGAGUACGCUGACCAGCUGAUUGGGGCCAACGGGGACUACCUGGCUGAGCCUGCAGGGGAGUCGGAGCCCCACAGCAAUGAGAGGAGGCGCCCCGGGCCCAGAGGGAGGACAAGGAGGCCCAGGAAUGAAGGAGGAGCACCAGGGGAGCCCCCUCACAAGGUCCUCAGCAUACAGACUCGGGUCAAAGGGGAGCGGGGAGAGUCUGAAACCCCUCCGUCCUGCAUCCACAUGGUGAAAGACCCUAGCAGCCCAGGCAAGAUGGAGGAGCCAGCCACUCACAGAGGGCCUCUGAAGGAGGAGCAGAGCUGUGGUAACUGUGCUGUGUGUGUGAGAGAGACGUCCAGUCAGACCAAGACAGACGCACGGCCAGAGCAGGGGCCAGAGGAGAGGAGGGGGAGAGGAGGAGAGGGGCAAGAAGAGGAGUUAGCUGAGGAGGACGGAGUAUUGAACCUCAAGACUGGAGGAGACCGGGAAGACAGUCCCAAUCCCAUUAACCACUACUUUGAGUCCAGCGAGGUGGCCUAUGAGUCUGCUGACGUGGCCGUGGGGGACUAUGACGAGAGCAGCCAGGGCAUGCUGUGGGCUGCAGACGCUGAGGGGAUAGCCAGGCGCAUGCAGAUUGACCGGCUGGACAUCAACGUCCAGAUAGAUGAGUCCUACUGCGUGGAUGUGGGAGAGGGCCUGAAGAGAUGGAAGUGCCGCAUGUGUGAGAAGUCGUACACCUCCAAGUACAACCUGGUCACCCACAUCCUGGGCCACAACGGCAUCAAGCCCCAUGAGUGCCUGCACUGCGGCAAGCUGUUCAAGCAGCCCAGCCACCUCCAGACCCACCUGCUCACCCACCAGGGCACCCGGCCACACAAGUGCACCGUGUGUAAGAAGGCCUUUACCCAGACCAGCCACCUGAAGAGGCACAUGCUGCAGCACUCGGACAUCAAGCCUUACAGCUGCCGCUUCUGUGGGCGAGGCUUCGCCUACCCAAGCGAGCUCCGGUCCCAUGAGAACAAGCAUGAGAACGGCCACUGCCACUUGUGUUCCCAGUGUGGUAUGGAGUUCCCCACCCACGCCCAUCUGAAGCGCCACCAGACCAGCCACCAGGGCCCCACCACUUACCAGUGCACCGAGUGCAACAAGUCCUUUGCCUACCGCAGCCAGCUGCAGAACCACCUCAUGAAGCACCAGAACGUAAGGCCCUACGUCUGCCCAGAGUGUGGCAUGGAGUUUGUCCAGAUCCAUCACCUCAAGCAGCAUGCCCUCACUCAUAAGGUACUAAUACCGCAGGCCCUCACCGACCAGGUACUGAAACCCCACUGACUUGUGAUGUUCCAUAUAUUACGCUAUGCUCUAACUCCCCCUGUUCUAACCCCAGCUCAGCGUUUCAGAAUAGGCCAGGCUCUCACAGGGUCACAUAGGGGUCACAGCAGCUCUAAAAGAUAAUCAAGAAUUCUGCUUCUAAUGAAUCACAAACCCUUUGAUUAAUGUGAUAAACACUAAGAUAAGGGCCAUAGCGUGUUGCUCAAUAUUCCCAUAAAUUUACAGACUUUAAUUAAGAGGCAGAGACAGACAGGGUUAGGUGAACUCAGAGGUAUAUCAAAAUAUAUAAAGGCUGUUAUUCCUAUUGCCCGAACCAGUUGCAGUGUAAACAUAGCCUUCAAAGUGCUUGGUUCAUUGUAUUUGGCCUGACCUCUUCCUGUAUGUGCUUUGUGCUGUGAGGUGUGUCAUACCAACUCAUACCUCCUUUUAUGCCUGAUCCUACAGUCCAUGCUCUGAUCUCUACCUAUGAUUCAUCCUAGACCUAGAGCCUCGCUCUUAGUAAUUAUAGUGUCACAUUAACAAAGUAUUUACUCAAACACUGGCUUACAAAUAUUGUUAUGAAUAAUUACAUGUAUUUUUAGUGUUCAAAAUCUAGGUUUAUCCAAACAUUAAUGUUAAUAUUUUAACAUGCUUUUCAAUACUAAACAUGCACCUUUCCAUAUUGUGAGAGCAUCACAGGCUCAGAGAGCCAACACUUGGUGGCGCUAAUAUGUAUGCAUCAAGUUGCGGCCAUUACGCAAGGAUUUCACGUCUACCGUACAGCAAUUACACAUCUUGCACUGACCUAUGAUUUCUUUGUGUUUGUGUGUGUAUGCUUCUCUAUAAUAACAACCAAUAUUUAUGUUAAUUUCAAUGUCUCUGUGAAACCAUAGCUUGCUGUUUAUCAACAAGAAAAUUAUCUAAUUAACUAAAUUGCCAACCCUCUAUUUUCCCAGGGUAUGAAAGAAUUCAAAUGUGAGGUGUGUGCCCGGGAGUUCACCCUCUCUGCUAACCUCAAGAGACACAUGCUGAUCCACGCCAGCAUCAGGCCCUUCCAGUGUCACGUCUGCUUUAAGACCUUCAUUCAGAAACAGACCCUCAAAACACACAUGAUCGUCCACCUGCCUGUCAAACCUUUCAAGUGCAAGGUAAGAGGAGUAGGUCUCAAUAGACAGCAUGGGUUGAGUUCCACAGUUCCUAGAGUGUUGAGAGUAUUGUUCUUCUAUUGUGUUGCAGGUGUGUGGCAAAUCUUUCAACAGAAUGUACAACCUCCUGGGCCACAUGCAUCUCCACGCUGGCAGCAAGCCCUUCAAGUGUCCUUACUGCUCCAGCAAGUUCAACCUGAAGGGCAAUCUGAGCCGACACAUGAAGGUCAAACACGGCAUCCUAGACGCUUCACCAGACGGACAAGGUGACUAACAUCAGUACCAUACUACUAUUGAGUCAUACCAUCCAUCAGUUUGUACCUUAUGUCAGUUACGCACCUGACGGCAGUUAUGAUUUGGUCAUGAAUUAAGUAAUGCAAUACCAUGUAAAAAAUAUGUAAAUACACUACCGUUCAAAAGUUUUAGAACACCUACUCAUUCAAGGGUUUUUCUUUAGUUUUACUAUUUUAUACAGGUAGUCACCUGGAAUGCAUUUCAAUUAACAGGUGUGCCUUCUUAAAAGUUAAUUUGUGGAAUUUAUUUCCUUCUUAAUGCGUUUGAGCCAAUCAGUUGUGUUGUGACAAGGUAGGGGGGGUAUACAGAAGAUAACCCUAUUUGGUAAAAGACCAAGUCCAUAUAAGGGCAAGAACAGCUCAAAUAAGCAAAGAGAAACGACAGUCCAUCAUUACUUUAAGACAUGAAGGUCAGUCUUUCAAGAACUUUGAACGUUUCUUCAAGUGCAGUCGCAAAACCGUCAAGCGCUAUGAUGAAACUGGCUCUCAUGAGGACCGCCAUAGGAAUGGAAGACCCAGAGUUACCAGCUGCAGAGGAUAAGUUCAUUAGAGUUACCAGCCUCAGAAAUUGCAGCCCAAAUAAAUGCUUCACAGAGUUCAAGUAACAGACACAUCUCAACAUCAACUGUUCAGAGGAGACUGUGUGAAUCAGGCCUUCAUAGUCGAAUUGCUGCAAAGAAACCACUGCUAAAGGACACCAAUAAGAAGAAGAGACUUGCUUGGGCCAAGAAACGCAAGCGAUGGACAUUAGCCCGGUGGAAAUUUGUCCUUUGGUCUGGAGUCCAAAUUUGAGAUUUUUGGUUCCAACCGCUGUGUCUUUGUGAGACGCGGUGUGGGUGAAAGGAUGACGCGGUGUGGGUGAAAGCAUGUGUAUUUCCCACCGUAAAGCAUGGAGGAAGAGGUGUUAUGGUGUGGGGGUGCUUUGCUGGUGACAUUGUCUGUGAUUUAUUUAGAAUUCAAGGCACACAUAAACAGCAUGGCUACCACAGCAUUCUGCAUCGAUACGCCAUCCCAUCUGGUUUGGACUUAGUGGGACUAUCAUUUGUUUUUCAACAGGACAAUGACCCAACACACCUCCAGGCUGUGUAAGGGCUAUUUGACCAAGAAGGAGUGUGAUGGAGUGCUGCAUCAGAUAACCUGGCCUCCACAAUCCCCCGACCUCAACCAAAUUGAGAUGGUUUGGGAUGAGUCAGACCGCAGAGUGAAGGAAAAGCACCCAACAAGUGCUCAGCAUAUGUGGGAACUCCUUCAAGACUGUUGGAAAAGCAUUCCAGGUGAAUCUGGUUGAGAGAAUGCCAAGAGUGUGCAAAGCUGUCAUCAAGGCAAAGGGUGGCUAUUUGAAGAAUCUCAAAUAUAAAAUAUAUUUUGAUUUAACACUUUUUUGGUUACUACAUGAUUCCAUAUGUGUUAUUUCAUAGUUUUGAUGUCUUCACUAUUAUUCUACAAUGUAUAAAAUAGUAAAAAUUAAAGAAACACCCUUGAAUGAGUAGGUGUUCUAGAACCUUUGACCGGUAGCGUUUAUGUUUACAUUAUUUCUCAGAUACACUUGAAAUUUCAGUGGGCUUCAUGUUGCGUUAUUGUCAUUCAGUCAGUCUGCCCUUAAUGCACUUUGACUCAGCAUGUACUGUAAUCUACUGGCCAAGUGUUUUGGUGCUUCUCUGCCGCUCUUCUCCCUCUGUGUUUUGUAAAUAUAGAAGUGCUUGGAUUAGACAUUCCUGUCUCUAUCGGUGGAGAGUGAUAGGGAGGCAGGGGAAGGGGAGGACUGUGUUGUCCUCUGAGGCUGUGUGUGUGUGUGUGUGUGUGUGUGUGUGAGAGAGAGAGGACAGGAUGGGCUCAUGUGUGUGUCUUUACAUUUCCUUCCUCAGAAGCCCCCCCUGACAUAGAGAACCAGGAGGACUACGAUGAAGAGAACUUUGAAUUCAGCGAACGAGAGAACCUGGCCAGUAACAACACACCAGACAUCACUAAACUGUCUGAAUUGGAGUAUUAUAGCAGCUACGCCAAGGGUGCAGGGCGCUACAACACUGCAUGAAUCAUAAAAAAAUACCCCAUACUGAGUAGAAGUGUAAACUAAUAAAGGGAGUUAAUGCCGCUAGCAGCUGAAGGCACUGCGAUGAGCUUUUACUCUCUGUAGGGGCAUGAUUUAAAGUGGUGGAAUCUGCCCAUUCGUAUGCACUGGAAUCUCUGUUUGCUUGCUCUGACAUUCAUUGGGAGUGAGAGACAGGUCAGUUGGGAUUGUACAUUUCUCAUCGGCACCUUCUGUUUUGUAUUGAAGCGUGACUCACCUCUAGGUGCCACAACAUUGUUAUUGACAAAUGUGUUCACGUGAAAAAGGUAAUAUGUGAAAAUAAAUCAUCUAACCUCUGGGAGAGUCCUACUCAACAUACAGUACCAG
Coregonus sp. 'balchen' is the source of this 11896-nucleotide messenger RNA. The record is from the annotation of a GenBank genome assembly. Lineage: Eukaryota; Metazoa; Chordata; Actinopteri; Salmoniformes; Salmonidae.